Messenger RNA from Galeopterus variegatus (Sunda flying lemur), 1503 nucleotides. RefSeq names its product G protein-coupled receptor 20 (gene GPR20). The coding region runs from base 1 to 1503 and encodes 500 amino acids. Gene Ontology annotation, cellular component: membrane. Gene Ontology annotation, biological process: phospholipase C-activating G protein-coupled receptor signaling pathway; positive regulation of Rho protein signal transduction. Lineage: Eukaryota; Metazoa; Chordata; Mammalia; Dermoptera; Cynocephalidae. The record is from RefSeq and is a predicted model, not a curated record. Gene Ontology annotation, molecular function: G protein-coupled receptor activity. The transcript is spliced from 3 exons.
AUGGAGAUCCUGGUGCCCCGGGCUCCCUCCCUCAGGGCCCAGCUUCUCCCGGGGGCCAGCAGGGGCGGGAAGGAGCUCGCCCCGCCCCCAGCCCGCCCCCAGCCCGCUGCCUUUACCCAAAAGGAGCCCCGAGCACAGCCUGACGUCAGGCCCCAGGAAGGCGCGGUCCGAGCGGGUGGGCGGGCGGAGCGGCUCUCGGAGCAGAGGCUGAGCGGGCUCCCCGUUUCCAGCCGCCCCGUGGCGAAGGAGCGGUUGGGUGAUGACAAGGGGACUCGCCUCUCAGGGCUAGUAGGGAACCUGGGUGCCAGUGGGACUUGUUCUCAGCACCCCAUCCAGCCCAAGCAGGCACCUCAGUUCCCUUCAGGAAAGGCCCAGGGCAUGCUGGCUGCUGUCAUGCCCUCUGUGUCUCCAGCGGGGCCCUUGGCCACAGCAGCCCCCAAUGCCACGGUGGCGGCAGCAGCCCCCAAUGCCACGGUGGUGGCAGCAGCGUGGGCCAACACCAGCGUGCCGGAGAUGUCGCUGUUCCACCUGUUUGCCCUGCUGGACGAGGAGCUGCACACUGCCUUCCCUGGCCUGUGGCUGGCGCUGAUGGCGGUGCACGGCGCCAUCUUCCUGGCGGGGCUGGUGCUCAACGGGCUGGCGCUGUACGUCUUCUGCUGCCGCACCCGGGCCAAGAUGCCAUCAGUCAUCUACACCAUCAACCUGGUGGUGACCGACCUGCUGGUGGGCCUGUCCCUGCCCACACGCUUCGCCGUCUUCUACAGUGCACGUGGCUGCCUGCACUGCGCUUUCCCGCACGUCCUCGGCUACUUUGUCAACAUGCACUGCUCCAUCCUCUUCCUCACCUGCAUCUGUGUGGACCGCUACCUGGCCAUCGUGCGGCCCGAUGGCUCCCACCGCUGGCGCCAGCCUGCCUGCGCCAAGGCCGUGUGUGCCUUCGUGUGGCUGGCCGCCGUUGCCGUCACCCUGUCCGUGCUGGGUGUGACCACUGGCAGCCGGCCCUGCUGCCGGAUCUUCGCGCUGACCGUCCUGGAGUUCCUGCUGCCGCUGCUGGUCAUCAGCGUGUUCACGGGCCGCAUCGUAUGCGCAUUGUCACGUCCGGGCCUGCUGCGUCAGGGCCGCCAGCGCCGUGUGCGGGCCAUGCAGCUGCUGCUCACGGUGCUUGUCAUCUUCCUCGUCUGCUUCACGCCCUUCCACGCCCGCCAGGUGGCCGUGGCGCUGUGGCCCAACAUGCCGCACCACACGAGCCUCGUGGUCUACCACGUGGCUGUGACCCUCAGCAGCCUGAACAGCUGCAUGGACCCCAUCGUCUACUGCUUUGUCACCAGCAGCUUCCAGGCCACCGUCCGCGGUCUCUUCCGCCGGCGUGGAGCAGAGCGUGAGCCUGGCAGCGGCGACCUGAUCAGCAUCCACAAGAGCUCCAAGGGCUCAGGCCAGCACCACGUCCUCAGCACUGGCCCUUGUGUGCUCACCCAGGCCCUGGCUAAUGGGCCUGAGGCUUAG